This is a messenger RNA of Oryza sativa Japonica Group (Japanese rice), 1596 nucleotides long. Its product is annotated as WRKY transcription factor 72B. NCBI's taxonomy places the organism in Eukaryota, Viridiplantae, Streptophyta, Magnoliopsida, Poales, Poaceae. Gene Ontology annotation, biological process: regulation of DNA-templated transcription. Gene Ontology annotation, molecular function: DNA-binding transcription factor activity; sequence-specific DNA binding. The record is from RefSeq and is a predicted model, not a curated record.
GGGAUAUGCUUAGUUAUUGGCUUAUUGCAGAAAGGAGCAAAAACUAGGGAGUGGGAGAAAGAAAGGGUUUUGGAUUCUGUCUGAAUUCAGAGAUUGAUCGAGAUGAACACUUUUACACUUUUCAGGGAUGAGGUGCAGAAAGCUUCAGAGAAGGUUCAUCGGCAUCACGCGAACGACGACGAGGCCGGGUUAUUCCUGUCACUUGGGCUUAGCCUCGGAUCGUCUCCUGAUGCGUGCCAGUGCCACGCCAGCAAGAAAGACGAAGCGGACGCCGGCAACGGCGGCGGCGACGGGUACCUCGCCCUCGCGCUGCGUUGCGCCCCCGCCGCCGGCGAGCCAAUGGUGCAUCCCAAGAGGCAGAGGGCCACCACCAACAGCAGCAGUAGCAGCAGCAUCUGCGGCGAAUACGGGGGCGGCGCCGCCGCCGCCGCCGUGCCGGCGGGCCACGACGACGACGACCGGUCUUGCAUGAUCACGGCUGCGUCGACGGCGAAUCGGCCUGGCCGGGUCGUACUCAGAACACGAUGCAGCGCACCCACGGUGAAGGACGGUUGUCAAUGGCGCAAGUACGGGCAGAAGACGGCGAAGGGCAACCCGUGGCCGCGGGGCUACUACCGGUGCACCGGCGCGCCGGGGUGCCCCGUGAAGAAGCAGGUGCAGCGCUGCAACCACGACACCUCCGUCCUCGUCACCACCUACGAUGGCGUCCACAACCACCCCAUCACGCCCUACGCCGCCGCGCUCCCUCCGUCGUCGUCGUCCUCCUCAUCGGCGGCGGUAGCCAUGCUCGCCUCCUCCUCGUCGUCUUCGACGUGGUCGGAGCUUCAGCGCGCGAUGCCGGCGGCGCAGUCGUCAUGGAGCCAGAGAAACUACCCUAUUCAGGCAGAUGUCGUGGCGAAGGCGAUCUGGGACCCCAAGUUCCAGGCGACGGUGGCGGCCGCCGUCGCGAGCUACGUCCGUGACCGUGAGCAGAGCGCGCGCGUUGCCGGUGGGAAGGGUGCCGGAGAGCUCUUCAACUUGGCUCCUCCAUGCUGACGAGUGACAAACACCCUGUACUAGCAUCCAUAAAUAUACAAAUUAUCUACCACUAAUGCACAGGUGGUAAACAACAAAAAAAUUUUUAGGGCUGGUUUGGUUCGUGGGUUAAAUUUGGCUUACCAAUAUUUGACAAUUUCAAUAGUGUUUAGUGUCUAUUUGGUUUGAAACCAAAUUUUGGCAUGCCUAAGAAAAUAUGUCAUUUCAAUAGUUAACUUAGACUAUUUUACCUUUAAUCCAAACACAACUUUACCUUCCCAAAAUUAGUCAUGUCAAAACUUACCAAAAUUUGGCAUUUUAAAAAUUGGUAAGACCAAUUUAGGUCACAAAUCAUACCAGUCCUUAGUUUUGAUCCAAAUUCCAAUUGCUGACAUUGACAUACAAGAAUAACGACAUUCCAUUUGUUUGUUUGUUUUUUUAAGUCUUAGACUCGAAUCCAGAUGAGCAGAUUGGCUCAACUUCUUAUGUAAAUUCAAUUUAUUAUUUGUAACUAGGUUAAACAAAUUAUGUUGAAUUGGUUAAAUUUGUUAAGUUAAAUUUGCAAACUUUAGCCUUUCAUCA